UCUCUAUCUCCCUCUCUAUCUCCCUCUGUUUCUCCCUCUGUUUCCCCCUCUGUUUCUCCCUCUCUAUCUCCAUAUGUUUUAUCUCCAUAUGUUUCUCCCUCUCUAUCUCCAUAUGUUUCUCCCUCUGUUUCUCCCUCUGUUUCUCCAUAUGUUUCUCCCUCUGUUUCUCCCUCUCUAUCUCCCUCUCUAUCUCCCUCUCUAUUUCCAUAUGUUUCUCCCUCUCUAUCUCCCUCUGUUUCUCCCUCUGUUUCUCCCUCUGUUUCUCCCUCUGUUUCUCCCUCUGUUUCUCCCUCUGUUUCUCCAUAUGUUUCUCCAUAUGUUUCUCCCUCUGUUUCUCCCUCUCUAUCUCCAUAUGUUUCUCCCUCUGUUUCUCCCUCUCUAUCUCCAUAUGUUUCUCCCUCUCUAUCUCCAUAUGUUUCUCCCUCUGUUUCUCCCUCUCUAUCUCCAUAUGUUUCUCCCUCUCUAUCUCCAUAUGUUUCUCCCUCUGUUUCUCCCUCUCUAUCUCCCUCUGUUUCUCCCUCUGUUUCUCCCUCUGUUUCUCCCUCUGUUUCUCCCUCUGUUUCUCCCUCUGUUUCUCCAUAUGUUUCUCCAUAUGUUUCUCCCUCUGUUUCUCCCUCUCUAUCUCCAUAUGUUUCUCCCUCUGUUUCUCCCUCUCUAUCUCCAUAUGUUUCUCCCUCUCUAUCUCCAUAUGUUUCUCCCUCUGUUUCUCCCUCUCUAUCUCCAUAUGUUUCUUUCAACACAGGGCCCAACCUCCCAGCUUGUUACCAGUUCAACACAGGGCCCAACCUCCCAGCCUGUUACCAGUUCAACACAGGGCCCAACCUCCCAGCCUGUUACCAGUUCAACACAGGGCCCAACCUCCCAGCCUGUUACCAGUUCAACACAGGGCCCAACCUCCCAUUCAACACAGGGCCCAACCUCCCAGCCUGUUACCAGUUCAACACAGGGCCCAACCUCCCAGUCUCUUACCAGUUCAACACAGGGCCCAACCUCCCAGCCUGUUACCAGUUCAACACAGGGCCCAACCUCCCAGCCUGUUACCAGUUCAACACAGGGCCCAACCUCCCAGCCUGGCCCAACCUCCCAGCCUGUUACCAGUUCAACACAGGGCCCAACCUCCCAGUCUGUUACCAGUUCAACACAGGGCCCAACCUCCCAGCCUGUUACCAGUUCAACACAGGGCCCAACCUCCCAGCCUGUUACCAGUUCAACACAGGGUCCAACCUCCCAGUCUGUUACCAGUUCAACACAGGGCCCAACCUCCCAGCCUGUUACCAGUUCAACACAGGGCCCAACCUCCCAGCCUGUUACCAGUUCAACACAGGGCCCAACCUCCCAGUCUGUUACCAGUUCAACACAGGGCCCAACCUCCCAGUCUGUUACCAGUUCAACACAGGGCCCAACCUCCCAGCCUGUUACCAGUUCAACACAGGGCCCAACCUCCCAGCCUGUUACCAGUUCAACACAGGGCCCAACCUCCCAGCCUGUUAA
Molecule: messenger RNA, 1491 nt
Organism: Salvelinus namaycush (lake trout)
Lineage: Eukaryota; Metazoa; Chordata; Actinopteri; Salmoniformes; Salmonidae
Product: DNA-directed RNA polymerase II subunit RPB1-like
Exons: 4
Source: RefSeq, a predicted model, not a curated record